CGUACUUGCUGUCUAUGUCGGUUGGCACACAGCCUUGGAAGGCAAGGCGCCCGUUGCCCUAUCUAAACCAGUUUAUAACAGGUUGGCGGCUGCCGAUAACGCUCAAAUGGGAUGUAUAGUGUUUCUCUUCAAGCCUCCACUCGCGCGUUUGCGCAUGGGCUAGCCUGAACAAUGCACACGUGAUCGAGAAGGGUUCACCGAGGACAAUUUCCUUCACUCAGCGGUACAUGAUGUGGAAGCCCCGUUGCAACUCGAUCGACGGCAUGCUCUUUUCCGCACACUUCUCCGAAGAAAUAGUGCGGUCUGCUCUGUCUUACGAACCCCGUCCGGGCGACAUUUUUCUGGUGAGUUACCCCAAAUGUGGGACGACAUGGAUGCAGCACAUUCUUUACGGCAUCUUUAACGAUGGCAAAGCCCCCUCUAGUUACUCGGAAGUGUCAGCCAAAAUGCCCUUCCUGGAGAGUCAAGGAGCGGAGGUUGUGGCUAACCUCUCCGCUCCUCGAGUCAUCAAGACGCACCUACCGUUUGGGAAGCAACCUUACUCUGCGAAGGCAAAGUAUGUGUACAUAACGCGGAAUCCGUACGACUGUUGCGUGUCUUAUUAUUAUCACAUAAAGCACAUGCCCGUUUAUGCUUUCGGCGACGGAGCGUUCGACGUGUUCUUCGACGUGUUUGUGCAGGGACGCAUCGGCUUCGGCGAUUACUUCGAUCACCUGCUGCCCUGGUACGCACAUAGGGACGACCCUAAUGUUUUCUUUCUAACGUACGAAGAUUUGAAAGAAAAUACGGCGUUAUGGAUACGGAAAGUGGCAGACUUUCUGGGGUCCGGCUACGGCGACAUCCUCCGGGAGAAUCCUGCUGUCGUCGAGAGUAUCGUCGAAGCGACGACUGUUGCCAACAUGAAGAAGCUGGUGAACCCAUACAUGAAAAACAUCGGAGAAAUAUUUAGGUCGACGCCAUUCGACGAGUUACCGCGAUGGGCCAGGCUCAAGUUGGAGUGCGGGGGUGAGAGGAUGAAGGAACCCAUGACGGGCGAUUUCAUUCGAAAAGGCGAAGUGGGAGACUGGAAGAAUCACUUCUCGGCGGAGCAAGUUAAAAGGAUGAAAGAGAGGAUUGCGUUCAAAACUGGAGGUAGUGACGUCAUGACACUUUGGAGCAAACUUGACCUGUGACAUGCGGUUGUUGUAUCUUUCAGCAGGGCGCUACGCGAUGACCUCAAAGAAGCUUUCACUGUCGAACGAUAAUUACACUGUCGAUACCACGUUCACGACCGGUGCUCAUUGAGACGCGCAAUGAGACCCCUUUCGUAGUGUUGCAACACCCUAGCGGCCCGUGAGCGAACUGUUUUUGUCGCCCAUCAAAACCUACCCAAACAUAAAGUAUCCAACCACGAAGCUGCGCAGGACUGGUUGCACUGAACCUCCCUGGCCUCCGUCGUGCUGGGAUAUAUGUAUUUUGCGUUAAUUGACUGCGGAAAGGCGCCACCUAUUGAUUACGCACAAAAUGUUCUUCGGCGCCUCUAAGGUCGAAGGUGCUGUUCACGUGGGCAUCAGCAAUUCAGAAAAAGGUUCACUGGGGAUAAAGUUGAGUAAGCGAGAGUGCAAAGCUUAGGAAAGAAAGGUGCAUGAAUAUUAUUAGGAAAUGCCGUUAUAUUUGUGUAAUUUCAACACACAUCGGCGCUCGGAUAGGUCCAAAGAAGCGGCAUGUAUAGCAAUGAGGACCAAUCGAAAUGCGUGUAAACUCUCAGUACCGUCAUUUAUGUGUAAGUCAGCUGUCUAAAAACGAUUCAGACAAUAAUCGUUUAUGCAUGUUCACUUGGUCCGCGUUAGCUGUGCUGUAUAGGAAUAAAUAAAUAACACAGGGCUACAAGCUGUAUUACAGUUACAGCUCCUACACCAGAUUUAGGCGCCAGGCUGUCGCCAUGAAACUGUUUAGUGCAGUGUGCCUACGUGCUUAUGCAUGCAUGUUUGCGUCAUAUAUGCGUAUGUGAAAUCUCACUCAUUCCCGCCAAAAGAUGGUCGACAGCAUUGGCUAAAUAACUGUAGCGAACUAGGACUAUAGGUCAGGCGGUAGAAGAAGAAAAGGAGGAGGAGGUCUGGUGCAGGUUACUGGGGCUCUCGAAACCCGUGUUGACGUUACAAUAAAUAGCAUAAAUAAUGUUAGAAACAAUAAA
Molecule: messenger RNA, 2173 nt
Organism: Ornithodoros turicata
Lineage: Eukaryota; Metazoa; Arthropoda; Arachnida; Ixodida; Argasidae
Product: sulfotransferase ssu-1-like
Exons: 1
Coding region: 228-1172 (314 amino acids)
Biological process (GO): sulfation
Cellular component (GO): cytoplasm
Molecular function (GO): sulfotransferase activity
Source: RefSeq, a predicted model, not a curated record